Rhincodon typus (whale shark) is the source of this 1884-nucleotide messenger RNA. RefSeq names its product ST6 (alpha-N-acetyl-neuraminyl-2,3-beta-galactosyl-1,3)-N-acetylgalactosaminide alpha-2,6-sialyltransferase 5a (gene st6galnac5a). Gene Ontology annotation, biological process: ganglioside biosynthetic process; oligosaccharide metabolic process. The transcript has 5 exons. Lineage: Eukaryota; Metazoa; Chordata; Chondrichthyes; Orectolobiformes; Rhincodontidae. The record is from RefSeq and is a predicted model, not a curated record. The coding region runs from base 151 to 1116 and encodes 321 amino acids. Gene Ontology annotation, molecular function: alpha-N-acetylgalactosaminide alpha-2,6-sialyltransferase activity.
GAGCAGUGCGAGAUUUUCAGGGAGCGCACGAAGUAGCAUGUUCUCUGGAUGCAACCUUUGCAGAAUCCCCUGCCUGAGGAAGAAAGAGCCUAAUGGAAGGGUCUAAGUAGAGAGAGAGAUGAGAUUACAAUCCCACAGCAGAGCAGCAGAAUGAAGAAGCUGGUGAGGCAUCUCCUCGGAGUGUUUGUGGGUAUUUCCACUUGUGGAACCCUGCUGGUUCUCUAUGCAUCGUCCAGCGAUCUCAGAGCUGGUCCCUGGGUGUCGUUCAGUGCAGAGACCAGGAAGAGGAGAGAUACAGACAGGAGUCCGGAGCCCUCCUCACUGCCACUGCUGAAGGGAUAUAUCAAUUUCAGAGACCAUAAGGGUCUGAGGGUCCACUGUAAGGACUGCGCUCUGGUCACCAGCUCCGGGCAACUCAUUGGGAGUGGGCAGGGAGCAGAGAUCGACGGCGCCGAGUGUGUCAUCAGGAUGAACGAUGCGCCGACGUGGGGUUACCAGGAGGACGUGGGCCACAGGACGAGCCUACGGGUGGUCGCUCACUCCAGCAUCCAGCAGCUGCUGCAGAAAGGAGGCGAGCUGCUCAAUGCCAGCUGCGACCCAGUCUUCAUCUUCUGGGGCCCGAGCAGCUGUAUGAGGAGAGAUGGCAAGGGUCGGCUUUAUAAUCACUUGCAACUCCUCCAGCGUAUUCGGCCCUGCCUCAAGCUGCACACCAUCACGCGGCAGAAGAUGCUACACUUCGAUGAACUCUUCAAGAGGGAGACGGGGAAAGACAGGACAGCCUCCAAUUCCUGGUUGAGUACUGGCUGGUUCACCAUGAUCAUCGCCCUUGAAAUUUGCGACAGAAUUGAUGUCUAUGGCAUGGUCCCACCGAACCACUGCAGGGACCCCCCUCACCGCUCCGUGCCGUAUCAUUACUACGAGUCUUCAGGAAUCGAUGAGUGCACGAUGUACAUCUCGCACGAGCUGGGCCGCAAGGGGAGCCAUCACCGGUUCAUCACGGAAAAGCACGCGUUCGCCAGGUGGGCGAGGAAGUACAACAUCCACUUCCACCAACCGGAAUGGGAGCUCGAAUCCUUGGCUUCCAAUCACACAGAGCGUGAGGCAGGGAGGAGGUGAGGCAGGGCCGAAGACGAGGAGACCCAAACAUGGGGCACACCUGACCAAUCAGCAGGAGCUGCCAGACCCAAACGACAGUUUCCUCUUCCUCUUUCAAAUUGGCUUCCCACCAAAGGAAAAAAGACCACAAUAAUCUAGCGGCUUGUGCGACCAGUGUAAGGCUGUGGAAGGACAGUUGCAACGUUAGGAGAUGAUCUUUCUGACGAAGGGUCAUCGGACCCGAAACAUUAACUCUGUUUUUUUCCUUCACAGAUGCUGCCAGACCCGCUGAGCUUUUCCAGCAACUUUGUUUUUGUUAGGAGAUGACAUGAUGGCCGCUCCUGCAGAUCUCUCAAUUCUGAAAGCUCAUGAGGCCCAAUGUAGGAGCAAAAUAAUCCUUUUUUUUUAAUAUAAGGAGCCCAGAAGCAACUUUGUUUGAUUUAUCGACUUUGGUUUAAUUAAUGCGGCAGCCUCUGCGACCCUCACAAUGUUUUGUCUUUAUAUACUUCUGAUGGUUUCUUUCCAAUCACUGACCUGUAAUGUUAUUUGUAUCAAUAGGAAUUUAUUACCUCAUUGGGCUCCAACGUGUCACUUUUGAACUUUUGCUGACAUUUUAACCAAAUACCACAGGCAGCUCAGAAUUGUAGCCUCUAAUUAAUCUUCCUGAGUGCCAAGGACUCCUUGCAUUGUGAGAAAUUACUGGGUGGAAGAAUAGAAGUGUGUGGGGAAAGACUCAGAUCCGACUUCUACUGUUUUGAUGAUUAAAGGAAAAUCAAUCAGCGUUUCAAA